AUGAAGCCCCCAAGCCGCCUCGUCGUCGCCUCCGUAGCCGGGCUGCUCGUCGCCGCGUCGCUGCUGGUCACCAACCUCUUCACCUCGCCGUUGCCGUUCCUCCCGUGCCUGCCCGUUGUCACAGCCCCAUCGGGCGCCGGGUACGAGCCUUCCGGCCUCGCGGCGCUCGCCGACGCCGCCGUGUACUAUGCCACCACGCCGAACGUGCCGCAGCAGACGCGCGACGAGAUCUCGCUCUCCCUCGCCGUGCUCCGCCGCCGCGCGCCGAUGCGGCUGCUGGUGUUCGGCCUCGGCUACGACUCGCCGCUCUGGCACGCGCUCAACCCCGGCGGCGUCACCGUCUUCCUGGAGGAGGACCCGGAGUGGUACCGCGUCGUCCGCACGGAGUCGCCGUUCCUGCGCGCCCACCUGGUCCAGUACCGCACGCAGCUCGACCACGCCGACAUCCUCCUCCAGUCCUACAAGCGGUUUCCAUCCUGCGUCCCCGGCGCCGGUGCCGAGGGCGCGGAGCCUCCCAUGUUUGUCCGCGGCAACGACGCGUGCCCGCUGGCGCUGCACAACCUGCCGCCGGAGGUGUACGAGAACGAGUGGGACAUGCUCAUGGUGGACGCGCCCAAGGGAUACUUCCCGUCGGCGCCGGGGAGGAUGGCGGCGAUAUGGACGGCGGCAGCCAUGGCGCGUUCUAGGCGUGGCGAGGGGAACACCGACGUGUUCCUGCACGACGUCGACCGCAGGGUGGAGAAUAUGUACGCCGAGGAGUUCCUCUGCGCUAGGUUCCGGGUGGGAGGGACCGGCAGGCUCUGGCAUUUCAGUAUCCCGCCGGUGUCACGACGGGGGAAUACCACGGCGGCGGCCGGCGGGGGCGAGAGGCCGUUUUGCUGA
Lolium rigidum is the source of this 882-nucleotide messenger RNA. RefSeq names its product probable methyltransferase At1g27930. The transcript has a single exon. Lineage: Eukaryota; Viridiplantae; Streptophyta; Magnoliopsida; Poales; Poaceae. The record is from RefSeq and is a predicted model, not a curated record. Gene Ontology annotation, biological process: xylan biosynthetic process. Bases 1 to 882 code for a protein of 293 amino acids.